This is a messenger RNA of Penicillium arizonense, 1893 nucleotides long. RefSeq lists its product as uncharacterized. Gene Ontology annotation, molecular function: protein binding. NCBI's taxonomy places the organism in Eukaryota, Fungi, Ascomycota, Eurotiomycetes, Eurotiales, Aspergillaceae. The record is from RefSeq and is a predicted model, not a curated record. The transcript has 2 exons. The coding region runs from base 1 to 1893 and encodes 630 amino acids. Gene Ontology annotation, biological process: endoplasmic reticulum unfolded protein response.
AUGGCGGACGCACCUUCUUCCUCCGGCGAGGGCACAACCACAACCCUCAACAUCCUCUGCCAGAUUCUGCCUCCUCCUGGGCGAUUCACGAUUGAGAAUCUGCCUUUGACCACAACUGUAGGUCAGCUUCGGGCCCGCAUUUCCGAGACCUUCCCCGGAAACCCUCAUCCAUCAACUCAACGACUCAUCUACCAAGGCAAGGCACUCCUUGACGACAACGUCACUCUUGUAAGCUUCCUGCCGUCUACAAAUGACUCUACUCACGCACUGCAUCUCGUGCUGCCACCACCCGAACCAACUCACGCGCUAGCUUCUGGUACCUCUCACCCAUCGUCACAAGCUGUCUCUGAUCGCCUACGCCCAUUUCGGGCAAGACCAUUUGCUACCAGUACCCCGGGUUUAUUCGGCAAUUCUGCAGCGAAUCCGAGUCCAUUUGGGCCCAACUCUACAGCUGGCUCGGGCUUAUUCGGACCCAACGCAGCUCAUUCAAGUGGAUUCGGACCCAAUGCACCAGCUAGCUCGAGUCCAUUCGGACCCAACGCAGCUCACCCAAGUGGAUUCGGAUCCAAUGCACCAGCUGGCUCGAGUUUGUUCGGAUCCAAUCGCCCAACCGGUUCAGGUUUAUUCGGUCCCAUCCCAGGUAAUCCAAGUCCAUUCGGACCGGGCAUCGCGGGUUUCGGACCAGCACACCCCAACGGAAAUUUUUUUGGCCCACUCCACAACACUAACACUGGUGGGGGAUUCCAAGGAUUCCAACCACAGCCCGCGGAAACGGAUGACGACACCAACCUGCGUCUUGCCAACCUGCGAAGCCAAACCGAAGAGAUCGAACGGCAGCUGGAGCGUGGUCUCGUAGCCUCCUCGAUGCGGCAUAUCGUCAACGUUCGGACGGAACUUCUGGGAAUUCAAGAUGCCCAGUUCAACAGACGGCGUCCGCUGCCAGAGGUUGGAGCAUUGAUUGCACGCAUCAUGGACGCUUAUACUCGUGUAUGCCAACUGGAAAACAUGCAACUUCGGGAGAGAACAUCAACGGGCAGCCAUAGCCAUGCCUCAGCCAAUAUUGAAACCAAUGCUCAAGGUCGCUGCAUCCUCAAUUCGUCGGUUUCCGAAAACCAUAGCAUCUUUAUCGUGACUGGGCCAGGUGGAAGCCCCCAGGUCAUCCUACCCCCAGGUGCGCAGUUGGACGGAACAAUUUAUCUGCCAGGCGCACAGUUAGAUGGAACAAUUUAUUCGCCACCUGCAGCAGCAUCUGAUGCACCCGUCCCUCCGCAACCUCCCCAGAACGCAGCAAUAGUCGAGAACGUGUUCCGCCAGGCAAUGCCGAACCAACAGAGACGCGGUAACGAUAUCGAACAAGCCGGCUUGGCCCGCCACAUGAGUCGCAUCUGGCUAUUUGUACGUCUUUGGUUCGUCUGCUACUUGACUAGUGAGCCUGGCACCUGGAGACGCUACAUCAUGGUCGCCGUUUCUAUGUUGGUCACUCUCCUGUCAGAAACCGAUAUCCCUCAGCAAAUCCUGCGAGCAGUUAUCACCCCUGCACAGCGUCAUCUCGAGGCUUUGGCCCGUGUUGGUGGACCUGCAGACCCUGCGGCAACUGCCAAUGACCCCCGUUUUCAGGCAUUCAGUAUGCGGGAGCAGGUACGCCGCAUAGAGCGGUCUAUUCUUCUCCUGUUGGCUAGUGUAGUCCCCGGUCUUGGUGAGCGGGAGGUCGAGGCACACCUUGCGGCCGAGCGUGGCGCCGAGCUUCGGCGUCAGGAGCAGGAGCAGGCACAGGCACAGGCACAGGCACAGGAGCAGCAAGCUCAAGCUACGGAGGCCGAGGGCUCCACCAACCCCGCUGCUCAACAGGAGGCUCCUGCCUCGCAACCUGAGCCAACUCCCGCCCAGAAUUAG